Molecule: messenger RNA, 4627 nt
Organism: Chilo suppressalis (striped riceborer)
Lineage: Eukaryota; Metazoa; Arthropoda; Insecta; Lepidoptera; Crambidae
Source: the annotation of a GenBank genome assembly
CUGUAGUGUUGCAACAUCUUCAACAAGUCGAAGAAAUACAUGUAGGACGAUUUGAGUAUGUAGGUGACCUCUAGCACAAGCAUCACUCAGUUCAGCAAGCAAUGUUGGCCAUUGCUGUGGCCACUCACGCUUAAUCAUCUCCACAAUAACACGGGCCAAGGCAUCAUUAAGAUGACCUGUUUCCCAUCCUCCCAUAUACAAUAACUUCAUAGCAUUUUCCUGAUAAAAAAGGUCUAAAUAUAAGAAAUAGUUUAGCAAUCACAUAACAAAGAAAGAUAAUUAUAAUGACAAAGCAAUUAAUGAUUUAAUUAGGUGUUUUAUAGACAUUACUUUCAUUGGUCAAAUUACAUGUUUACAAAGAGCAUGACUAGAUUAAAUCAAAGAUUGAGUAAUAAUAUUGACACAAAAUAAUGAAAUACUUUUUGUUGAAAAUUGUUCAAAACAUUUCUUAUAUAAUAAAAAUAUUGCUUACUUUAAUAAAAAUUUUCUCUGCUUGAGUAAUUUGAGUCCAUCGAUAUUUGACUGUGUGUUCCAUCAACUGAAGUCCAAAGUGCUUAACUACAGCAGAGUAUUGACUUCCACUGGCCAAGAGAAGACCAGCUUGAGCACACCAUGGUGAAUUUUCUUUGAAACUAAAAAUAUAUUAAAUGUGAAACUACAACUAGUUAUCAAUUGACCAUUUCUUUCUUUAAAAAAGUCAAUUACCUUUCACAUGCAUUAUAUGCUUGACUGCGUGCAUCAUGUGAUACAGCAGGGUUCAAAGUCAGCUCCACAGCGCGACUCAGGUCAUCAGCGACAAGAGCCACUUCCCCCGUGACUUCUUCAGUCACACCAAUGUUCAUUGUGGUUCAAUUUUUCUAUAAAUAUAAUAGUUUCUUUGAUUUUAUACUUUUUGUAUCAGAUUUCUGUAGUUAACUGACAUUUUUACCAAACUAACGUCAUUUACUGUAUUUAUUUUAAAUCUAUCUAAAAUUCAAAACAAUAACAAAGAGUUUUUACUUACCCACUUUACAUAAAUGUUAUACGUUUUUCCAUAGAAUAUUACUUAAAUUUUUUGUACCACUGAAACACAUAAUAAAUCGUUAAGCACACGACUGAAUUGACACGAUUUUAUUGAUUGUAAAAAUUAUAGAAGAAUCUUUGUAUUACCAAAGACAUACCCGGUACACUGUACUGUAAGCAUUUAAUUUAAACUUAAGAAGACUUUAAACACGAAAGUAACUCGUAGGCCAAAUUUUAAAUUAAAUUAUCAUUCCAUUAAAAAAAUAUUCAUUGCAAUGUCUUUCAAAACAUCAUGCAAGUAGUCAUUUGGAACUUGGAACCUCGUGGAAAUUAAUUUGCAAUUGCUUGAAUUUUGCUACUUGCACUUGCACCACAGACUACCCAAACCAAAUUGCUACAAAAAUAUUGGACCAAAUCGCUUCUCCAAAGUUAUGUCAUGGACAUACAAUUCCAUAGGACGUAUACGUCCGUGGGUGGGGUAUGGUUAUCUUAAUAGACAGGGACAAAUUGCCUUUUUACUAUAUCUCUCACUGAGCCCGCUUAAUAUAUAUAAUAGUGAUCCGUGGACAUAUGAUUUUGCUACAGGUGAUCAGAGGCAGCGACUGAAAAUAAUAAACUGCGUCAGGGAGUGCGACAAGGGUUAACUGUUCACUAAUACAUUACCGAGGAUACGUUAAAGUUGUUAGACUGAAAAAAAAAGAAAUGGCAGUUGUAGUUUUCUUUGUACAUUUAUUUAUGCAGCAGCAGUUUAAUCUGCUUGAUUUUUAUAUAUAAGAAAAUCUUUACUAAAAAACAACUGGGCCCAAGUAUCAAUCUGAACUCCUAUCAGUGUCUAAUAAAUCCCGGCGAAUAUAUCGCUAUGAUAAUUAGGUUCAAUACGCAUUAUAGGUAAUUGGGUAACUAACCACGGUCAAAUACUAUGUCUAUGGUGCAAAUACAGAUUCGCUGUGAAAAUGGGUACGUAUCUGUGGUUUUUGUUUUGGUUUCCUCUUUACGCUGUCAUCUAACUACUAAAAUUUGAAUUCUGCGAUUUAUGAACUCGAAUUCUUAAAAGUUUGAUUUAGAUUUUUCAAAAAGGUUUUACUGAAAUGGACACAAAAAUAACAUUUCUUGAACCUUUUCUUGAAAAACAGCUCAAGGGACAUCGUAAUGCCAUUACAUCCGCUUAUUAUAGUCCAAAUGAAAAACAGUUAGCAACUAGUUCGUUAGAUAACAGUGUUUUGCUGUGGGAUCUUCGCGGUACCAUGCGAAGCUACAGAUUUCAAGGGCACGAUGAAGCUGUAAUGGAUGUGACUUUUUCGCCUUCUGGAAAAUAUAUGGCUUCUGCAUCGCGUGAUAAGACUGUCAGACUUUGGGUGCCUACUGUUACAGGCAGUACAGGUGUCUUCAAGGCUCAUUCACAAACUGUACGUUCUGUACAGUUUAGUCCUGAUGGAACAAAGAUUAUAACUGCAUCUGAUGACAAAAUCGUUAAAUUAUGGUCUAGUGAUAAACAUAAAUUCAUAGCCUCUUUUGUGGGUCACACUAACUGGGUGAGAUGUGCCCGAAUGUCUAAUGACGGUUCUGUCAUUGCUUCUACAUCAGAUGACAAAACAGUGAAACUGUGGGACCCUGUCAGUGGAGAUUGCAUUCAUACAUAUAAGAAUGAAAAAGGACAUGGUUUAUAUUUAGCAUGGCAUCCUUCAGGGUGUUAUAUUGCGGUUGGUACUGGUCAUGGAAAUGUUAAACUGUAUGAUAUCAGAACUCAUAAUUUAGUUCAAUAUUACAGUAUUCAUAAUGACGCAGUUACCCAAGUGGCAUUUCAUCCUAGUGGUAGCUACAUUUUAACAGCUAGUAAGGAUGGAAAAAUGAAGAUAUUAGAUUUGUUAGAAGGACAUCCCAUAUUUACUCUCAGUGGGCAUGGUGGAGCAGUUAAUGCAAUAAAUUUUUCACCAAGUGGAGAUUCUUUCACAUCAGCUGGGGAAGAUAAACUGGUUUUUAUAUGGAAAACAAAUUUCACCGAGAUUUCUAGUGAAUAUAAGGAAAAUGUUGGUCAAAAUUCAUGUAUACCUAAGUCUGCAUCACAAUUGUCAAAAGCAACCACAUCAUCAAGAUCAAGAAAUCAGGUGUGGUCCUUGAAAACUGUUGCUAUGCAAUAUACAGUUGAAGUACAAAAAAUUGAUUUUAGAGAGACUUGUUAUUUCAAUUGCCUCAAACGUUCUGCCUCUUAUUAGAUUUAGUUGAAGAAACAAUAUUAACUUUGAUUAUCCAUGCAUCAGGGUAUAAGGAUUUGGUAUAAGUGUUACCAUAGCACCAAAUAUCCAGCCACUACGUUCAUGCACCUUGAUGAUAUAGAUGAAUCAGUUGAAGAACCAGGGAAAUUAUCUAACUUUCAAGAUCCCAUUGCUAAUAGUACUUUGAUAGAUGCAUUAGGAAACAACCAACAAAGAACUCAAGAACAAAGAAUUAUUGCUGAAAGUUCAGUAACAAAUUCUUCAGUACAUUUUAAUGAUUCUCCUACAAAUAAUUCUCAUAGUGUGGGCCAUACAAGCCACAUUCCUCGUACUCCACCCAGUCCUGCUACCUACUCCAUACCAUCCAUAAUAAACAAAGUUAUAGAAACUGAUCCGGAGAAUGAAGAUAUAUUUGGAAUGAUUAAACUAAAAGAAAAUGAUGUUUGUUAUACCAGUGGUACUAUUGAAUGGGUUGGAAGAAAAAGAGGCUAUCCUAUAAACAGUGGGUUUAAAAUAAUAAAUCAAAAUUGUAAACAGGUAAUUGAGCCAGUUUCAAAGAAAAUUAAGAAAAUAAAUGAAACUUUCACAAGUGGCGAAGUGGAAAAACUAAGAGAAUGUUACUGUGCUGAUGUUCUUCCUACAGUAAAUGCUAUUGUUGAACAUUUAAAUGCUUUACAUGAAGCAGUUGAUCUUGCAGAUUUAAGGCUUAAUACAUUAGAAGAAGCUAUGAGUAAGGAUCAGUAAGAUCAUUAAUUUGAUAAUUGUUAAUUUUUGAACAUUAAAAAUACAAUUCACAAAAAUAUGUAAUUUAUUAACAAUGUAGACUACAGUAAGUGUUUAUAUUAAAAUAUCAAGCAAAUCUCUAACAAAUCAGAAACUUUACAACCUUAAAAAUCUUAUAUAUAAAACAAAUAUUAAAUAUUUCUUAGAGUAAUGGCUGCAUUUAUAGAGGUCAAUUAACUUUUAAUUGCUCAUAAAGUUUAUGCUAAACAUUAGAAUAAGGGAACACAUGACUAAUGAAGUAUUCAAUUUAAUUGGUGUGUCUGUGUACAGUGGUUAUUCGUAUUGAGACAAUGACUAAACCUUACUCAUAUUGGUUUGUUAAAGACAUGGAGCACUUAUUGUGUACCUAUAUAGGUAGUAUUUUUGCCUGUUUUUUUAAUAACUUCUAGAAGCUCCUCAGCACUCAAUGUUGAUGUCACUGAAACUUUCUGUUCGGGUAAACUUAUUGACACAUUUUCUACACCUUGCCCUUUUAACCUACCCAAUACUCUUUCCACUGCUCCAGAACAACCUUCGCAAGUCAUUGCGACAUUAAAAAUGUGUGUCUGAAACAAAUCAAGAUUUCAUAAGUUCAACCUUGUGGAGACUUCAUAGGAAAUCAUUUCAACAAUUUCUCAGAACUUUUUAUC